AUGUCGAGUGAGCUCAGGAUUUGCGAAGGUGGCUCCGGGAUUUGGCUACCGCUCGGUGGUGACUGGGAGCGAGACUGGCCCACUGGGGUAAAGGUGGCGCUUUAUUUGCUUGGCCUGCUCUACUGUUUUCUGGGAGUGGCCAUCAUUGCCGACGUUUUCAUGGCCUCCAUCGAGAAGGUCACAUCAGUGAAGAAACAGGUCACGAACAAGGAGACUGGCAAAAAGACCACUGUGAAGGUGUGGAAUGACACGGUGGCGAAUUUGACGCUCAUGGCCUUGGGUUCCAGUGCUCCGGAGAUCCUGUUAAGCAUCAUUGAGCUGGCAGGUGCGAACUUCUACUCCGGUUCCUUGGGUGCGUCUACAAUUGUUGGCAGCGCCGCUUUCAACCUCCUCGGCAUUACUGCUGUCUGCAUCGCAGCUCUCCCAGAUGGUGAGAUCAAGAUUAUCAAGGACCGGAAAGUUUUCGCCAUCACCGGAACCUUCUCGGUGUUUGCGUAUUUGUGGCUCCUCAUCAUCCUCAUGGUUUUCUCGCAGGAUAUGGUUGAUCCCUGGGAAGGGGUCGUCACGUUUCUCUACUUCCCUCUAUUGGUGAUUUUGUCGUACAUGGCGGACAUCGGCAUGUUCGGCAAGACCCGCGAGCCCUCAAGCCACAUCGUUUGGUCUGAGGCCACACCCGAACAGCUGGCAGAACUCAUGAUGCAAGUGCGACGAGAUUUCGGUGAUAACCUGAGCCAGGAGCAGAUCUUGGCUGCUUUGCACUACGAGAGCCACAAGCGUCGGAGCCGAGCACAGUACCGCGUUGCAGCCGUGAGGGAUAUCUCUGCAGGGAAAAAGGUGUUGGGUAUCAACGACAAGUUCCGAGAGCAGCUGGAAGCAACAAGAACCCUGACCAGAAUGACUAACGACAACAAGCCGACUCGCACGGCUGCGUCUGGUGCUACCGUCGAGUUCGUGUCGUCACAGUAUUCCGUCCUUGAGAGCGUCGGUACUGCCAAGUUUGGCCUGGCCCGCACCGGCGAUUGCUCAGUUCCUGUAACAGUACUCUGGCGCACUCGUUGUGGCAGCGCCAAAGCCGGGAAAGACUUCAAGAUGCAGGAGGGCAACAUCCUUUUCGAGGAGGGCGACACUGAAAAGGGGUUCGCUGUUCUCGAUUUGGAGCUGGAUGUGCGAAGCCUUGAGAGUUGUCAGAGAGACGCCGGAUCCCUGCGCCGUCACCUACACAGUCCACCGGAAGAGCUUUUGGACUCCUUCCUGGGCAGGCGAGGGUCAGCACGCUGUUGUGAGAUCCCAUUUGAUGGGCCACCAAGCCGUCGUGUGCGCCUGGAGAGCUUGCGAGAACUCAGCAGGAAAGUGGAGACUGCAGUGGGUUCCGUUGACAGGCUGAACCACUUGAGCUGCAUCCUGCAUGAAACAGGCACCUGGGACCGUCGGUCUGCUCCACCCUUGCAGGAGUCUGACGUAGAGAAAUGGCUUCCGCGUCUUAUGGCCGGGACUUUGACAGCGAUUGUUGCAUUGGGUCCUUCUCCAGCGGAGGUUGAGCUCCAAUGUCUCAGCAAUGAACUAGCUGUAAUUGAAGUUGUGGAUGAAGAGGCUGCUAAUGCCGAUGCGGCAGACACUUUGGGUUCGGAGAAGGAGGAGGAGUCAGAGGACGAGAAGCCUCCAACUAAACUUGUCAGUACCGAGUUCCCCGCAAAGCCACACCGGAUAUCGCUGCAUUCUGGCAGGCUGUUGCUUGUUCGAUCCAGCUUGGUGUGGCAGACUCUAGCUGGCGACGCCGGCGACUUUGUCAUAUCUUGGAUGUUUGGAAGUAAGCCAGAAGUUGACUGGGCAAUCCUGAACAAGCCACAUGGCAGCCAGGCACCGGGCCUCCUGCAGCUAAAAGCCUGGCUGAAGAAGCGUCUCGAGCAGCGCAAGGAAAGCCAGAACCAUCGGAACAGGGAAUCUGAAGCUUCGGAGUGGCGAGUCAUGGUUCCAUACGUAUACAAGUUGAAGGCCCCGCGGGCCCCUACCUCAGGAGCCCCCCGCCUGGAGGUGUUCUCCAAGGGUGAGGUUGUUCUUGGGGCCAUGGAGUCAGUUGAUGGAAGCCUCUGGUUAAAGACUCAGUCGGGCCAAGCUGUUGAUGGCCGGCCAGUCACAGGGUAUAUUGCAAUUGAAGCUGAAACGGAGCAGGCCAUGCAACCAGUGAAAGAUUUCCUGCCAGCCUGGCAGGCUUUGUGUGCCCACAUGCCAGCGGAAUCAUCACACCAAAUCGUCGUUCGAGCUGCAUCCUGCAAGUUCGCCACUACACAUCAAGUGCGACAGUUCUGGCCUCCACACCUUGCCGGAGCUGACUUUUGUGUGGAGGUUCCGCUCGCAAGAUGGGAUCAUGCGGAACACUUCUCGGAGGAUGGAAGUGAGAGCGACAAGGCCCUCUGCAAGCACGGUGCCUUCAUGGAUGGAGCAGAACUCUUCGACAACAAGCGAUUCCAGAUUCCGGCUGCGGAAGUCAUAUCCAUGGAUCCACAGCAGAGGAUGGCUUUAGAAUGUGCGGAGGAAGCUUUCUUCAACAUGGGCCUGACCCGAGAGAUGCUUUCCAGAUCAGUCUCUGGAGUUUAUGUCGGUGCGGGCAUGCAUGAAUGGCCCGGCACCCCAAACUGCGCUCGAGAUCCUGCUGCUGACAUGUACUCAUGCACUGGCGGUAGCACAGCAAUUCACUCGAAUCGCAUUUCCUUCAAUUUGGGUCUCAUGGGACCUUCGCUGACUGUGAUUUGUGAGGGUGCAUCAUCCCUUCUGACGCUAGAGCGUGGCUUCGUGUCUUUGGACCCGCAAAAGUCAGACAAUAUACGUGCAUUGUCCAUGGGCGUUUCCACGAUGCUUGUUCCGUCAACUUGGGUACACCUGUCGCAACAGGGCGUAAUGUGGCAUGUUGGGGGACUCCAUGGACGCUGCAAGGCUUUCGCCAAUGAGGCAGCAGGUUAUGUUCGCGGGGAAGGCUGUGGGUGUGUGGUUCAAGAGGUCCUCCACAAGAGUGACGGGUCAGAGGAGAACUUUUUGGGAGCCGUGCGCAGUGCAUGCUCAAAACACCAGCCCAUUGCUGGUCUCCUGGAUGCCCCGAGCGGCCCUGCAGAGCAGUUGCUAGUUUCGGAGACUUUAAGACGUGCUCAGCUGGAUCCGCUUUCGAUAGACGCCAUCGACUGCAACGCAGAAGGACGUCAACUGUGCGAUGCCAUAGAGAUUGCAGCUAUCUCCGAUGUCUUGUGUCCGUCUGACGGCGGCAAUGACUCGCAGAUUCGCCCAUUGACUCUAACGUCCUGCAAGUCUAGCCAGGCCCACUGCCUUGAGGCUGCUGGUAUAUGCUCACUCCUGCGCAUCCUCAUGAGCACAAAUACCAGAUGUCAUGUUGCACCCAACCAGCACUUGUACACAUUGAAUCCGAUCCUCUGUUCAACAUGCGAGUUCGAUGACUUCUUGUGCCAAGUGCCAACGGAGCUGGUGAAGUCUAGGAGUCGAGAUUCAGUCAUCGGCGUAAAGGGCCAUAGCAUCGCUGGGACGAUGGGCUUGGUGCUUGCCUCGAUCACACAACGCCAGCCCAAGCAGAGAGAAGGGUCCCCCGCAACUCAAGCUCUGCCAUUCUGGCCAUCUGGGAACGUUCCUUUACCUGCACACGCUGAUGCGCAGAAGGGCUAUGAGCUCCUGGGUUCCUGGAAUGGCUGGAAGGCUUCUAUUCAGAUGCGGCAGGGCACGUCCGGUCGCGAACAUGUGUGGGCAGCUGAAAUUCCUGUCAAUGGGGGAGGAUUGGUGAGCUUCCAAAUCCUGCUGGAUGGAGAUCCAGAAAAGAUCCUGCACCCCGGCUCUGUGGCUGCAGGACCAAACACGCGCGUCUUGGGGCCACAUCCCUCAAGUCAGGUGGGUCAUUCGGUGUCUUGGUGCGUUGCGGCCCCACAGGAGGUCAUGUGCCAGGUUGAGCUUCACAUUUCGGGUUCGUGGCGUGCAGUAUCUUGGUUUCUACGUGCGAUCCGGUCGGGCAAUCUCAAGCACUUGAAGCUGUGCCAGGUUGUCGAAGUUGAAAUCAUUGAUGAUGAUGACUACGAGGAUGAUCAGGAGUUCUACAUGGAGAUCUGCUCUGCUGUGGCCACCGGCAAUGUUGAAGCCCACAUCGGAGAGAAGAAGGAAGCGACUGUGGUUAUCGUCGAUGAUGACCUACCGGGAAUUAUUGGCUUUGUUACCGAGGAGAUCAAAGUGGAGGAGAGCCCGCAGACGCAGCAGGUGGAGAUCAAGAUCCGACGCAAAAUGGGUGCCUCAGGAACUGUCACGUGCAAAUACAGAACCGAAGAUGCAUCUGCGAAAGCAGGGCCGGACUACACAAAGUUGGAAGGCGAGCUGGAGCUGAAGCCAGGACAGAUGGAAGCUUCCCUUUACGUCGACAUCAUGCCAAAGGGCCGCUACGAGUCGACGGAGAAGUUCAGGGUCAUCUUGGAAGAGCCGUCUGGAGGACUUCGCUUUGAUGUCAGCAGCGACGGUGGCAGUGAGUCCUGCGUGUGCACAGUGUGGAUCCUCGCAGACGUCUCGCACAAGCCUUUCAUGGACAAGAUUGUCUCGUCCUUGUCGCCGAACUGGGAUGAGGUAGCACUAGGCAACACAGCUUGGUUGGAACAAUUCUUUGAAGCAUUGUACUGCGGUGGUGACCGAGAAGAGCAAAGCAAAUCGUCUUGGUUCGAGUUUGUGCUUCACGUGAUGUCCCUGCCGUGGAAAGUUGUCUUUGCCCUCGUGCCGCCAACCGAAUACUGCGGUGGUUGGCUUUGCUUCUUCAUUGCGCUGGUAAUGAUUGGUUGCGUCACGAUUAUCAUCGGAGAUUUGGCCUCCCUGUUGGGCUGCUCGAUGAACAUCAACGACUUGCAGACCGCAAUCACACUUGUGGCCAUGGGCACCUCACUGCCAGACACCUUCGCAUCCAGAACGGCAGCCCGACAGGAUGAAUAUGCUGACGCCAGCAUUGGAAACGUCACCGGGAGUAACUCCGUGAACGUCUUCCUUGGCAUUGGCCUCCCGUGGAUGAUUGGCGCCAUCUACUGGAACAUCCAGGGAGCGACUCCAGAAUGGCAAGCUGCAUAUCCAGGGCUCGUGGACACGCAUCCCAACGGCGGAUUCUACGUGAGCUCUGAAGGUUUGGCCUUCAGUGUGGCGGUUUUUUCCUGUUGCGCGGUGGUCUGCUUUGGCGUUCUCAUCUUCCGUCGGUCCUACUUUGGCGGUGAACUGGGCGGACCCAAGCCGGCGCAGUACAUCUCCGGUGGCGUUUUGGUGCUGUUGUGGGCAGUGAGCUCGGACUUGUUGAACUCACCUCUUCUGGGCCAUCUACAUUGGCCUUUCAAUCUGGUUCAGCAGCUGAGCUGCGAGGAGCCUUCGCAUGGAUGGCUCCGGUGCAGACCGAGGCCUCCC
Symbiodinium sp. CCMP2592 is the source of this 5415-nucleotide messenger RNA. The record is from the annotation of a GenBank genome assembly. Lineage: Eukaryota; Dinophyceae; Suessiales; Symbiodiniaceae.